GAUGCGGCCCUCAGGCCAAAAGGUUUUCCUGCCCCUGAUCUAGGUUAUCUUGUGGUGUCACAUGGGUCCAGUUCUUACACUGAAAUGGAUUUAUAUCAAUACUAUUCAAAAAUAUAAUUUUCACCUGUUUACAAAUAUAUGGGGAAUGUAACUGUAGAUUCAAGGCACGAUAUAAAUGGGUACACUAUAAAUGAAGAUAGCAUUCAGAUUGCUGAUUGUGGUUUCUCUGUGCUUUAGAAAAUUGGAUCCGUGGUUCUUGAGCCUGGAUUAAUCAAAGCUAGGGACUUGUUCAGUUGUGCUGCCUUGAGGAAAGUAUUCAUGCUUAAAUGAGCAGCUGAACUCUGGAAUCUGGAGUACAUACACCAUACUGCUCUUUGUAGUCCUCCACUCAAGAAAACCUCAAGGUCAGUUGAACCAGUAGCAUGUCCUGAGGUGCAGCAGCAACAGAAGAAGCAGAGAACAACUUUGUUCUUCUAGCAGUGGCAACAGAAGUGACAACAGGUUUAUGAACAGCACAGAAGAUAAUUUUGCUUUUCAGGGAUGAUGUGGAGGGACACUUUGGGAGUUACUAACCUUGACGGCAUGGAUCAUUCUGUGCUCAGAGGGGAGAUGUCAGCAGUGCUUCAUGACAGAUCUCUAGUGGAAGAGGAAGAUCCUCACAUGAAAGUGUCUCUUGGUAGCAGCGAUAUGGGCGUGUCUGCCCAUCUACAGUCUUCAAAGACAGGGACCACACGAUUUUUCACCAGCAACACUCAUAGUUCUGUGGUAUUACAGGGUUUUGACCAGCUGCGAAUAGAAGGUUUACUUUGCGAUGUGACGCUAGUGCCAGGCGAUGGUGAUGAAGUAUUUCCUGUUCACCGAGCUAUGAUGGCAUCAGCUAGUGAUUACUUCAAGGCCAUGUUCACAGGUGGAAUGAAGGAACAAGAUUUAAUGUGCAUUAAGCUUCAUGGUGUGAACAAAAUAGGUCUGAAGAAGAUUAUUGAUUUCAUUUACACUGCAAAACUUUCUCUUAACAUGGACAACCUUCAGGACACUCUAGAAGCAGCCAGUUUUUUGCAGAUUUUACCUGUUUUGGACUUCUGUAAAGUGUUUCUGAUCUCUGGGGUUUCUUUGGAAAAUUGUGUUGAGGUUGGGCGGAUUGCCAAUACGUACAAUCUCACAGAAGUGGAUAAAUAUGUUAAUAAUUUCAUCCUGAAGAACUUCCCUGCAUUAUUAAGUACUGGUGAGUUUGUGAAACUCCCCUUUGAACGUCUUGCCUUUGUGCUUUCAAGCAAUAGCCUUAAGCACUGCACUGAGCUCGAACUGUUCAAGGCUGCUUGUCGCUGGCUACGGUAUGAGGAGCCUCGAAUGGAAUAUGCUGCAAAACUAAUGAAGAACAUCAGAUUUCCACUGAUGACACCACAGGAUCUUAUUAAUUAUGUACAAACAGUGGAUUUCAUGAGAACUGACAAUACAUGUGUGAAUUUGCUUUUGGAAGCCAGCAAUUACCAAAUGAUGCCGUACAUGCAACCAGUCAUGCAGUCAGAGAGAACUGCCAUUCGAUCAGACAGUACUCACUUAGUAACAUUGGGGGGAGUGUUAAGGCAGCAACUGGUUGUCAGCAAAGAAUUACGGAUGUAUGAUGAAAAGGCACAUGAAUGGAAAUCAUUAGCUCCCAUGGAUGCACCAAGAUACCAGCACGGCAUUGCUGUGAUUGGAAACUUUCUUUAUGUAGUUGGUGGACAGAGCAAUUACGACACGAAAGGAAAAACAGCGGUUGACACAGUCUUCAGAUUUGAUCCUCGCUAUAAUAAAUGGAUGCAAGUUGCGUCUUUAAAUGAAAAGCGUACCUUCUUCCACCUAAGUGCCCUCAAAGGACAUUUGUAUGCAGUUGGUGGUCGAAAUGCAGCGGGUGAACUAGCCACAGUGGAAUGUUACAAUCCAAGAAUGAAUGAAUGGAGCUAUGUUGCAAAAAUGAAUGAGCCCCACUAUGGUCAUGCUGGAACUGUGUAUGGGGGAUUAAUGUAUAUUUCAGGCGGAAUUACCCAUGAUACUUUCCAAAAAGAACUUAUGUGCUUUGACCCCGACACAGACAAAUGGACUCAGAAGGCUCCAAUGACAACAGUCAGAGGUCUGCACUGCAUGUGUACUGUUGGAGACAAGCUUUAUGUUAUUGGCGGAAAUCACUUUAGAGGAACAAGUGAUUAUGAUGAUGUUCUAAGCUGUGAAUAUUAUUCACCCACCCUAGACCAGUGGACUCCAAUUGCUGCUAUGUUACGUGGGCAAAGUGAUGUUGGGGUUGCUGUCUUUGAAAAUAAAAUCUACGUUGUUGGAGGGUACUCUUGGAAUAAUCGUUGUAUGGUGGAAAUAGUCCAGAAAUACGACCCGGAAAAGGAUGAGUGGCACAAGGUCUUUGACCUCCCAGAAUCACUUGGUGGCAUUCGAGCCUGCACUCUUACAGUUUUCCCACCAGAAGACAACACAGGGUCACCUUCUAGAGAGUCACCUCUUUCGGCACCUUAAAAAAAAUCCUUUGACUUACGGUGUUGUGGUAAUACCUUUGCACUGCAUCAUGGAGUGUCUCAUUUUUCUUCAGUAGUAUCUGUUAGGCUUAGCCUACAGCAAUUGGUACAGUUACUGAGGGAGAAAAAAAGACUUUGACAUUACUUGUGCUGUUUGUUUGGCCUAGAAUGUUUAUUGAGUGGUUAACAAAGAUUAUGGAAAAAUGUACUCAACAGAGCCAAAUCUUUAACAAGUGAGAAACAAGAUAUUGUCUAUAAAAUAUAUGAAUUAGGUACGUUUUUAAUGUUGUGUAUUGGGUGUGAGGUACCUUGCAACUUACAUUAGGAAGCCCAGUAAGUCAAAUUGGAAGGGGUUGCAGUGAACGUGUAAUUAUGUUCACUAAACUUCAUAUUUGAAAGUCUUUCUUCCUUUCAUCUUUGAUUGCAGAUUUUAAAGGGAGGCAGCCUGCACCCAUGUGAACUCUGACAAAAGGUUGCCAGCAGGCCUGAGCUACCUCCCUCUUUUCACAGAGUAUUUUUGACAUAUCUCUUUACUGCCCAGCGGGGUGGGUGCUUUAAGAGCAUAUGGAGUUUCUUAGGCAGACAGGAGAAAUCAAAUAAUAAUUUAAAAAAUAUUAAUAUUAUGCAACAGGUGGACCCUGUAUAGGCCCGGGGUUUUUUAAUAACGUAUAUUGAGGGUUUUUUCCCUGACUCAAUUAAGUGACACUUCAACAGAAGACUUAAAAUGUUUGGGCUUUUUAACUUUUGGUCUCUUCCCCCUCCCCCACACACCCAGUAAUCAGCUUCUGCUUGUAAGGGAGCCUAAACUAUUAAUAAAUUGGAAUUCAGUACAGUUGUAUGACCUGUUGUAUGCCUGUAUUGAGUUAUGUGGAUAAGGGCUAGAAAUGUUAAUUCAAGCCACUACAUUUGACCAAAUUGUUCCUUCAGAUCAAAUUUAAUCUAAUUUUUCUCCUUUGCUGUUGAGAUAACUUACAUAUUACAUGUCCUUUGUAUAGUCUCAGUUAAUAAGGUUAUUUAGCACAAAGUGCAGCUUCAGCAGGAGAGCUGCUGUUUGCUCAGUGAACUCAGACUACCAUGUUUUACCUUCUUUUGUUCAAUAAAACUUUUAACUGCAA
This is a messenger RNA of Trachemys scripta elegans, 3616 nucleotides long. It is a transcript of the gene KLHL13, whose product is annotated as kelch like family member 13. The coding region runs from base 541 to 2502 and encodes 653 amino acids. The transcript is spliced from 10 exons. Gene Ontology annotation, cellular component: Cul3-RING ubiquitin ligase complex. Gene Ontology annotation, biological process: regulation of cytokinesis; protein ubiquitination. Gene Ontology annotation, molecular function: cullin family protein binding; ubiquitin-protein transferase activity. The record is from RefSeq and is a predicted model, not a curated record. Lineage: Eukaryota; Metazoa; Chordata; Testudines; Emydidae.